CCCAUAUAUUAGAACUGGCAAACUAACUCUGAAUAUCCCUUGCCCAAGAAAACCUAAUGAAAAUCAUGGGGCUGCCAUAAGUCAACAAGUGACUUGAAAGCACGUACAUACAUACAUAUUGCUGCAUCAUGAGAGAAGGUGACAGAUAGUUUUCCAAAAGAUGAAGGUAAGCUGGUCUUCAUAUGACACAUAUGAAGCUAAUUUCAGACCGUUGGUGGUAGUUGAGCUUGCAAAGGACACCAAAGAUGAAACUAAAGAAUGGUUGACCCAAAAGAUUGUGGACAAGAAGAAAAAUGGAGGGGCCCAGCUUUUGGUUAAACCUUUGAUUCAAGAUGGAAAAGAAAUAGAAGGAAGCAAGAACAUAUUUAUUAUUGGAGCAUCUAACCUAAGGCUACUUCUGGGAGCAGAAACAGUGGGAUUAGUCAAAGAAUGUAAUGAUAAUUCAAUGAGAACCUUUACCUAUACCACUAGAAAAACUUUCAGAAAUUUUGCAGAGGACAAUCAUGAUUUUCUCACAAUGGCAGAAUGUCAAUACAUCAUUAAACACGAACUUGAAAACUUGAGAGCCAAAGAUGAAACAAUGAUCCCUGGUUAUCCACAAGCAAAGCUUUAUCCAGGGAAGUCAAUAAUGCGAAGGCUAAUGACUAAUGGUAUUCUAAUUCAAAUUUUUCCACUUCAUGACGCAGAAGCAUUAAAGAAACUUGGUCACAUAUGGUAUAGGCAAAUGAAAUUUCGUUAUCAGCCUUUAGAUGAAAUUCGUUGCUAUUUUGGGGAAACAAUUGCUUUCUAUUUUGCAUUUUUGGAGUAUUUCACGUUUGCUUUGAUUCCAAUGGCCGUCAUUGGAAUUCCUUAUUAUAUCUUUGAUUGGGAAGAUUACGACAAGUACGUGCUGUUUGCAGGAUUCAAUCUGGUUUGGUCUACUGUUAUCCUUGAACUUUGGAAGCGGUGUUGUGCUGUUAUGGCCUACCGAUGGGGAACUUUGAUGAUGAAGCGACAGUUUGAAGAACCCAGACCGGGGUUUCAUGGGGUUUUAGGUAUCAACCCUGUGACUGGGAGAGAGGAGCCAGUAUACUCUAGCUUCAAAAGACAGCUACGCAUUUAUUUAGUGUCCUUACCAUUCGUGUGCCUUUGCCUCUACCUCUCACUUUACAUCAUGAUGGUUUACUUUGACAUGGAAAUCCAGGCCCAUUUAUAUCAUGAAGAAAACCAAUCUGAUCUAAGCAGUUUGAUGUUAUAUGUGCCCAGCAUAAUUUAUGCUGUUGUGAUUGAAGCUCUGAACCGUCUCUAUAGAUAUGCUGCAGAAUUCUUAACCUCAUGGGAAAACCACAGAUUAGAGUCUUCAUAUCAGAAUCAUUUAGUUCUGAAAGUCUUGGUGUUCAAUUUCUUAAACUGCUUUGCCUCUUUAUUCUACAUUGCCUUUGUUUUGUUUGACAUGAAGCUUUUGAGACAGAACUUGGCAACUUUACUGAUAACGUCACAAGUCCUUAAUCAAUGUGUAGAAGCCGUACUGCCUUAUUGGCUCCAAAAGAGACGAAAUCAGAGGGUCAAGAAAAAGGUGAAAGAAUUGGAGAAAGAUGUAGACUUAUCUCUAUUUGAGCAAGUUAACCUGGAAAAAGGAAUGGAUACCUAUUUGGGAACUUUUGAUGACUAUUUGGAGCUGUUCUUACAAUUUGGCUAUGUGAGCCUUUUUUCAUGUGUAUACCCUUUGGCAGCUGUUUUUGCUGUGCUAAACAACAUCACAGAAAUAUAUUCUGAUGCCUUAAAAAUGUGUAGAAUCUUCAAACGUCCAUUUGCAGAGCCCACUGCAAAUAUAGGUGUAUGGCAGGUGGCUUUUCAAACUAUGACUAUCAUAUCAGUUGCUACCAACUGUGCCCUGAUUGGCAUGUCACCCCAAGUAAAUGCUCUUUUCCCAGACUCGAAGAUUGAACUUGUUCUGAUUGUGGUGUUGGCUGAGCAUUUAGCACUAGCUCUGAAGUUUCUUAUGUCAUAUGGGAUUGCUGAUAAACCACAAGACAUCCGAAUCAAAUUGGCAAGGCUAGAAUUUGAAUCUCUGGAGGCACUCAAGCAGCAGCAAAUGAAAAUGGUGGCAGAGUCUCUGAAAGGACAAACUCCUUAGGACAGCCAAAUCAAGCAGCUUCAGAAGAAAAGAGUAUAUAAGUAUUAACAGUAAGAAAUGUUGUUUGAUUCUAACACUCCACGCUACAGCAUUUUCAUAUCCUUAUUAACCAACAGAAGUCUCAUCAAAAGAAAUAUGUCCACCCCUGCAUACCAUACAGAAUAUAGAAUCUAACUGAACCCUGUGCCAUAUCUAGUUAUAGUCUAAUGUUACCAACGUGAUAUGGAUAUCCCAUAAACAAAUCAGUAUCAGUUAUAAUCCCUUAAUUCUAAAGUGCACCUAAAUGCCUUUAAUUUGAUGCCGGAGGCAGUACAGCUUCAUAUGCACCUUGUCAUUGAAUUUUUAAAAACUUUAUAUUAGAAUAUUCAGUAAACUUUUUUGCAGCUAGCUUACUAGUAGUUUCCCGCAUUUAAGAAAUGUUAAAUGUGAUGCAUAUAUUUUGCCAAUAGGACCAAUCCAUUGCAAAAUGAGGCUUCUUUGUCAGUUAUAACAAAAGGCUUUUGUAUUGUAUUGGACGAUAUGUUACAAUACUUGAAAACUUGUGCACUUCAGUUAAGAAUGGGAAAAACCAUCACUUGGCAUGAAAAGAAGUUUACUCGUCUUGAUCCAGUCCUUAUGAAAUAUACCAUUUAAACCCUACUUGUAUGGUAUUUCUGCUGAGCGUUACAUUCACUUUGCUGGGCUGUUAAACAGGGGCUGUUUUAAACUAUAAUUUCAUCUGUUUGGCAAGAAAGGCAUUAAAACAUUUAAUCAUU
This is a messenger RNA of Anolis carolinensis (green anole), 2871 nucleotides long. It is a transcript of the gene ano10, whose product is annotated as anoctamin 10. The coding region runs from base 161 to 2116 and encodes 651 amino acids. The record is from RefSeq and is a predicted model, not a curated record. The transcript has 13 exons. Lineage: Eukaryota; Metazoa; Chordata; Lepidosauria; Squamata; Anolidae.